This is a messenger RNA of Callorhinchus milii (elephant shark), 1289 nucleotides long. It is a transcript of the gene cunh12orf43, whose product is annotated as chromosome unknown C12orf43 homolog. The transcript has 6 exons. Gene Ontology annotation, biological process: Wnt signaling pathway; negative regulation of Wnt signaling pathway; Spemann organizer formation. Bases 36 to 950 code for a protein of 304 amino acids. The record is from RefSeq and is a predicted model, not a curated record. Lineage: Eukaryota; Metazoa; Chordata; Chondrichthyes; Chimaeriformes; Callorhinchidae.
CGAGAGAGUGAGGAGGUGGGGAAAAGGCGGCCAAGAUGGCGGCGCCCAGCGAUUCCGACUCUGACGGCGCCGAGGAGCUGUCGAGGCUGAAGGAGGCGGCCUGGGACUUUGGGCGCUUCACUGCUCCGGGUCACAGCGAAGGGACCAAGAAAAAUGAGAAUCAUAAACCAACAUCAAAACGGCCAAGUUUCAGGCAAAAAGCAGAUGAUCACGAACACGAUGGGAAUGAGUUGCAAACGACUCCAGAAUUCCGGUCUCACGUUGCAAAAAAGCUGGGUGCUUUGUUGGACAGUAUGAUAACCGUAAAAGAACAUGGUGGAGAUGUUUCGCAGCAGCGGGAAGAAGAUGGUGGUAAAGAUGAUGAUGGUGAAGCAGGCUUUCGGUUGUUUUCCACAUCUGUGCCAGGAGAUCUUGAGAAGCCAGAAGACUCUGCUCUGGUGAAGUGGAAACCCCCUCCCAGUUCAAGUGAUUCGGACAGCGAGUGGGAGCGACUGAAGGAAGCGGCAGUCUCGAGCAGCGACUUACUGAAGCAGAGCUCAGCUCUGCCCAGCGCCCAGCCGAGGGCAGAGUUUGAGGCGGGCACGGGGCAGCCCGAGGGCAAAACAAGGAAGAAACAAAAGAAAAAGAAGAAGAGGAAAUCGGAGGGAGGGGAUAAUUUAGCCAAUGGCAGCAGUGUUGAGCCAGUGACCGAGGAGCGCGAUUCCGAUUCCGUCUGGAAUGGAAAACCACAGAAAAAGCACAGAAAAAAUGGGCCUGAACAAAGCCAACGCCUCGAUGGAGUUGGGCAACGACACUUCGAGGUGGCAGAGGCUGACCCGAGGGCAGCAGACAUGCAGCCUUUUCACAAGAAAAAGUGUAAAAAGGUCAAGCGGAAAAGUAGCGACGAACACAGCUCUGAGAAUUUCAAGCGGAACAUAAAGAAACCUCACAAGUUGCCGGAUAAGUCUUGACGGGGAGAGUGGUUUUGCAGCUCGUGGUUUUGAAAGAAACCCCGUCGAUUUCUUCUCCCAAGUCUUUUUUUUUUCUCUCUCUCUCUCUCUGUCUCUUUCCCUUUUAUUCCAUAUUUUUACCCCCAGGCCUCGGAGAAGCUAAGGAACGAGACAGUCCUUUAACCUAGUGGCUAGCCAGCUCGCCUCACAAGCGAGAGGUCCAGGGUUCGAUUCCCGGGGCGGGGCGAAACCUCAGGCAAGUCUCCUCACUCCACGCGCCUCUGCUCACCUUGCAGCAAAUAGGAAAUCAGUUGUUAGUCGAUUGGCGGAUCAUUUCCGGGGGUAGUAAUCCCUUUGAAU